Molecule: messenger RNA, 1066 nt
Organism: Hevea brasiliensis (rubber tree)
Lineage: Eukaryota; Viridiplantae; Streptophyta; Magnoliopsida; Malpighiales; Euphorbiaceae
Product: E3 ubiquitin-protein ligase DA2L-like
Exons: 9
Coding region: 432-788 (118 amino acids)
Source: RefSeq, a predicted model, not a curated record
AUUCAGGUAAAACUAGAAUCAUACAGAUAUCAAACCAGAAAACGUCCUUCUUGAUGAUAAAUUUGAACCAAAGAUUACAGAUUUUGGACUUGCCCUUUUUAAAGGAUGCUGCUACUCACAUCUCCAAAUCAGCAGUUAUGGGAACCCAAGUUUAUGCAGAUCCAAUGACAACAUUAUUAGGAAAUCAUUCUGAUAAAUCAGAUAUCUAUUUUUUUGGUGUUAUAUUUUUGGAAUUGAUUACCGGAAGAAAACCCAUGAAUGAAGACGGUGAUAUUAUUACUUGGGCAAAACGUCAAACUAAAAGUGCUUUGGAUGGAAAAUAUGUAGCUUUUGUAGAUUGGAGAUUGCAAACGUUUGAUUGCGUAGAACUGCAUCAAAUGAUUUUUUGUGCUGAAACUUGUGUAUAGAGACCUCCAGCAUCUCGUCCAUCAAUGAGAAGGAUACUUCUAGCUCUUGAAGGAAUUUUGCCUUUAGAGAAUUUAUGCGAUCAGGAGAAUGACAACAAUGUCAACGGAUUGUCACAGAGUAUUAGAGUAUGGAACUCAAGGAAUGGCAACUCAAAUCGAAUGUCAGUUCAACCAUUUAGGUCUCCUGUGGAAAGUAAGGAAAUUAUUCGUUCUCAAUACUCAAUCAAACACCCUCCACAUCAUAGUCCAGACAGGGUUGAGUCCGAAUUUGAUCUAGAUCUUGAAGACAUUAUGGUUAUGGAGGCUAUUUGGCUUUCUAUUCAGGCCCACCGUCAGGAACUCAUCGUCCAUCGUCCCCAUCGUCCUCGGUUUCCAUGGUGAGCUUGAACCUCGCUCUAUUGUCAUUGCCGUCCUUGGUCCCAAAGAGCUAGAGACUCAUCGUUCAAUCGUUACCUUUGCCGAUUUCUACUUAAAUUCACUGUAGCUUCAACCUUCUAGGUUUUUUCUGCUGAGAUGUAAAAAUUUUAGAAUUUUGUUUAUUUAUUUUUUUAAAUUUGCAUAUUUAUUGUUUGAUUUUGUAAUUUGAUGUUCAUUUGUGGGGUAAAAUAUUGGAGGGAAAGUUGUUUUAUGAAUAAUAAAAUCACAAUUUUGCUCAUAAA